CACAACACGAGAAUGAACGCUACUGCAGACUUGGCAGAACCCCUGGGAAGAGCAGUCUUCUAGAAGGAUGGGAACCCCCCACACUGGCUGCUUCUUGGAAGGAAGAAUGGUCUUUGAGUGGCCGAGAUGCAGUGGAGAUACACGAAACUCUCGUCUCCUAUCUGUCUGGGCGCAGCCAUCCAUCACCGAAAGCAUCGAUGCCUCACCGACCCCCUCCUUUCCCUUGUCUCGGGCGGGCCCAACAGACUUGUCCAUUACGGCGCCCAUAGUCCCUAUACGCCUCUCGACGCAGCAAGUUGUUCAGAAUGAGGCCCGCUGCCGAGAGUCUGGGCGGACUCAACAUGGCAGGCGGGAGCGUAGAGCUCCCGCCGAGAGAUCCGGAUUGCGUGCUAUCAAACAACCCGCGUGCCCGCUGGCCGGCUUUCGGGCUCCCAAAUACCAAGACACUCCAACUCCAUGCAAGACCUGGAGUCCCCGCGGAUGUGACCCGCGCAGAGCCGCCAAGGCUGGAGGAACAUGCCCACGAGCGCACUUGUUGCGGGCCAUGGAGAGAGAGAUAUGUGGGUGCCUUACGACCAGCCCACACUUCCUGCCUAUCAUAUAAUGAAAGCAUACAGCCGAGUGACAAGACAAUAUUCCGGGAGUCCAGGCCAUACAUCUUCUCCCAAGCCCCCCCGGGAUUUUGACUUUUUCGUUUCCCAUCUUACUCGAUAUCAUCAGAGAUCGUCUUACCAAGGGCUCUUUGUUGCAAUCCUUCCUUCCUAUGCUUGCCUUUUCUCUCGAUCUUGAGGGGGUAGAAGUGCUUGAACCCGGAUAAGAG
Colletotrichum navitas is the source of this 820-nucleotide messenger RNA. RefSeq lists its product as uncharacterized. Lineage: Eukaryota; Fungi; Ascomycota; Sordariomycetes; Glomerellales; Glomerellaceae. The transcript has a single exon. The record is from RefSeq and is a predicted model, not a curated record. The coding region runs from base 68 to 604 and encodes 178 amino acids.